Erinaceus europaeus (western European hedgehog) is the source of this 2390-nucleotide messenger RNA. RefSeq names its product scratch family transcriptional repressor 1 (gene SCRT1). Gene Ontology annotation, molecular function: DNA-binding transcription factor activity, RNA polymerase II-specific; RNA polymerase II cis-regulatory region sequence-specific DNA binding. Lineage: Eukaryota; Metazoa; Chordata; Mammalia; Eulipotyphla; Erinaceidae. Bases 641 to 1690 code for a protein of 349 amino acids. The record is from RefSeq and is a predicted model, not a curated record. The transcript has 2 exons. Gene Ontology annotation, biological process: regulation of DNA-templated transcription.
AGCCGGCGGCCGAGCCCCCGCGGCCCGCCCCUCGCUGGCGCGGCGGGCUGAGUGCGCCCGGUCGGUCGCUGGCCGAGGUGCUGGCCGGGCCGGCGCUGGCCGCGGUGCUGAAACUGCCAGCGCUCCCGCCGCCGCCGCGUUCUCUGGGCCCGGCGCCGCCGCCCCCGAGGGCAUGGAGGGGCGCUGACUGAGGCUCCGCCGCCGCGGUGGGGGGGAGGGGCAGGGGGCCGCGGAGCCGGGCCAGCCCUGCACCCACUCGCAGCCUCCGGGCCCGGGACGGAGCCGCUCCCCCCCUCCCCACCCCGCCAGCCUCCUCCCCCGCCUGUCCAGGGGCGGCACUGCGGGCUGGGAAGCCGGGUUCAGAGGAGGGAAGGAAGGAAGGAAGGAAGGAAGGAAGGAAGGAAGGAAGGAAGGAAGGAAACAGAAGAGAAGAGAAGAGAGAAGAGAGGAGGAAGGGAAAGAAAAAGAGAUCCCCGGAGGAGCAUCAGAGGAAACGCAGGGCAGGCAGGAAGAAGAGAGAGGACAGCACUCUUGCGGCAGCAUUCAAAGGUCAGAGUGGGGACCCGGGCUGCCUCCGCUGCUCCUCGGAUGGUGACGGGGCCGCGCCGCGGCCGCAGCCCCUCGGAGCCCCACAGGAAUCAUGCCCAGGUCUUUUCUGGUCAAGAAGGUCAAACUUGACACAUUCUCCUCGGCGGACCUCGACAGCUCCUACGGGCGUGCCCGCAGCGACCUCGGUGUUCGACUACACGAGAAAGGAUACCUCAACGACUACGCAGGGCCUGCAUCUGUCUACGAUGGCGACGCCGAUGCGACCUUGCUCAAAGGGCCGUCCCCGGAGCCCAUGUAUGCCGCGGCCGUGCGGGGAGAGCUGGGCCCGGCGGCCGCGGGCUCGGCGCCACCGCCCACCCCACGCCCGGAGCUGGCCACUGCCGCGGGCGGCUACAUCAACGGCGACGCGGCGGUCAGCGAGGGCUACGCGGCCGACGCCUUCUUCAUCACCGACGGGCGCUCACGCCGAAAGGCUGCCAACACCAACGGGGCUGCAGCCCCCUCAGCGGUCGCGGCUGCCGCCCCCGACGGCGACGACGGAGGCGGGGCCGGGGCGGGCGCGCGAGGGGCGGGCGCGGGGCCCGGGAGCAGGGGCGGUGCGCGCGCGGGGGGCGGCACUGAGGCGCGCGCCGGGCCCGGAGUCGGCGGCCCGGCGGGCCGGCACGCUUGCGGCGAAUGCGGCAAGACGUACGCCACGUCGUCGAACCUGAGCCGCCAUAAGCAAACGCACCGCAGCCUGGACAGCCAGCUGGCUCGGCGCUGCCCGACGUGCGGCAAGGUGUACGUGUCCAUGCCGGCCAUGGCCAUGCACCUGCUCACGCACGACCUGCGCCACAAGUGCGGCGUGUGCGGCAAGGCUUUCUCCCGGCCUUGGCUGCUCCAGGGUCACAUGCGCUCCCACACCGGCGAGAAGCCCUUCGGCUGUGCGCACUGCGGCAAGGCCUUCGCCGACCGCUCCAACCUGCGCGCGCACAUGCAGACCCACUCGGCCUUCAAGCACUUCCAGUGUAAGCGCUGCAAGAAGAGCUUCGCACUCAAGUCCUAUCUCAACAAGCACUAUGAGUCGGCCUGCUUUAAGGGCGGCGCCGGCGGCGGCCCCGCGACCCCCGCGCCGCCGCAGCUCAGCCCAGUGCAGGCCUAGGGCAGCCGGGCCUCCGCCAGCCGGGUCAGCUCUCAGCAAUAUGGGCCCCCAGGGAAGUCUCGGCCGCGCCCGGGUGGAGAGGCCGGAGGGCGGGCCCUCCUCACAGCAAUAGGGGGAGGGGGCCCGGCCCCGCCCCGCCCGCCAGGGGCCUUGCGGGUCCCUUCAAGCAAUAGGGUCCUGAGGGGAGACCCACCCCGAACCCUCUCCCUUCCUCUCCAGGGUGCCCCAGGCUUUCUCCCAGCAAUAGGGUCGAAGAGACCCGGAACAGAACCUCAUCUCCGAGUUAGGUCUCUGAAGACCAGACUGGGGCGAGGCGAGAAGGGCCCUCCUCCUCCCUCCUCUGCGCCCCUGGAUCGUGCAGAGACUCAGGUCUUUCCCACCCCUUUCAAGCCUUCCAGGGCUAGGCCUGCGGCCGAGUCGUCCAGGGAGCCCGUGCCUCUCCGGCCUCAGACGAGGAGGGAGAGGAGGGGGGGAGGGCUGCAGAGGCAUCCCUAUUCCUCAGCCUUCACUGAGUGUCAGACGUGUUGGGGAUCGGGGAGGGGGGCGGAUGGCGGCACCCCUCUCCCUAGGGUUCCUUCUGGGGCCUCAAGUCCGAGCCGCUCUCCUACCGUCGCCUCGCAUUCUCUGCCAAAUCCGAAUUCUUCCAGCCCCGAUUCCUGGGCUCUGUCCUCCACAACGAAUAAUAAUGACGCAUAUCGAA